This is a messenger RNA of Hypoxylon trugodes, 1614 nucleotides long. RefSeq names its product putative YHM1. Gene Ontology annotation, cellular component: mitochondrion. The transcript is spliced from 8 exons. NCBI's taxonomy places the organism in Eukaryota, Fungi, Ascomycota, Sordariomycetes, Xylariales, Hypoxylaceae. The coding region runs from base 227 to 1132 and encodes 301 amino acids. Gene Ontology annotation, molecular function: guanine nucleotide transmembrane transporter activity. The record is from RefSeq and is a predicted model, not a curated record.
GAAUUUUUUCAUAAAGGAAAAAAAAAAAGUUCGGCGCGAUCGAAAUUUUGUUGGAUUUUAUCGUGGGCAAUCCUCCUCCGAGUCCGCCGUCGCUUGCACCCUCUCGUAGCUCCUUAAGAUACCUAGGUAAUAUACAUACAUAAUCUAUCGGUUUAGCACAUAUAAGCGACCAGAUAAUCUACUUUUUCAAGCACCUUUCCUAGAUUAUCCCGCUUUACAACCCAUAAUGGCGCCGAUGGUCACUGGUAAGGAGCGCGAGUCGAAUCUGGCUCGGCUCCUCGGUUCUGGUUCCGCCGGUAUUGCCGAAUUGGCUGUCUUCCAUCCUGUCGAUACCAUUGCGAAGCGAUUAAUGAGCAAUCAGACAAAAAUCAAGAAUACCAGCGAGCUAAACAAGGUCAUCUUCAAGGACAAGGCAGAGGCAGCAUUCGGUCGAAAGUUCGUCUCGCUUUUCCCGGGGUUGGGUUAUGCCGCCGGAUACAAGGUUUUGCAAAGGAUAUACAAGUACGGUGGUCAGCCAGUUGCUAGGGAUUAUCUUGCGCAACACUAUGGCAAGGACUUUGAAAACGCAUUCGGAAAGAAAACCGGCAAGGCUAUUAUGCACUCGACUGCUGGAAGUUUAAUCGGUAUCGGAGAGAUCGUGUUACUUCCCUUAGAUGUCCUAAAGAUUAAACGCCAGACCAACCCCGAAGCAUUCCGAGGACGAGGUAUCUUCAAGAUCAUCUCCGAUGAGGGCUUCGGAUUAUAUAGAGGUUGGGGAUGGACCGCGGCACGCAAUGCUCCUGGUUCAUUUGCGCUAUUCGGUGGUUCGGCAUUCACUAAGGAGUACGUCUUCGCAUUAAAUGAUUACAAUAAGGCAUCGUGGUUCCAGAACUUCAUCGCUUCCAUUGCCGGUGCUUCGGCUUCAUUAGUCGUAUCCGCCCCUCUAGACGUCAUUAAGACCCGUAUUCAAAACAGAAAUUUCGAGAACCCCGAAAGCGGCUUCCGAAUCUUGACCAAUAUGGCCAAGAAUGAAGGCUUCACCAGUUUCUUUAAAGGAUUAGUACCUAAGCUUCUCAUGACUGGACCCAAGCUAGUAUUCUCCUUCUGGCUUGCUCAGACGCUUAUCCCAGCAUUUGACACGAUGUUGAAAUAGAAAGUUAAUGAGGUGUUCUCAAGCCUCCCUUACCGGGGAUAAAAUGUGACGUCGGCCGGGGAUAUGUAUGAUAGAUCUGGGUGCCUAUAGUCCGCUGUAUGUAUAUACGAUUGGAGCCGGCGUUUUUUUACGGUCGUGGACAACUAGCGGUACAAGGGGCGGACUCUAUCGGUUUGGACUUACUGCUUAGAUGAUUACGAAGACUUCGAUACGAUAGAUGAGGGGUUUUCUACCUAUUUGCUGGGCUGGAGUGAAAGAAAAAACUCGACUCUUGUCAAUAUUCCAUGAAUCCCGUACCUAAGUACCUACCUAGGAAUUUAGAUGCUAAAGGGUUUAUUAUCCGUGGUUGCAGAGAUACCGUAAGAUGUGUAGAUGGUCACAUGGGAAGUAUAACCCUUGUAUUAUCCUGACGGUUUAAUCAUGAAAUAAUCAGUUCUAAGAUAACACGCUACACUAAAGAUGACAAAUAUUCAGGUUUAAAA